Molecule: messenger RNA, 3035 nt
Organism: Mercurialis annua (annual mercury)
Lineage: Eukaryota; Viridiplantae; Streptophyta; Magnoliopsida; Malpighiales; Euphorbiaceae
Product: probable xyloglucan glycosyltransferase 5
Exons: 5
Coding region: 458-2542 (694 amino acids)
Cellular component (GO): Golgi apparatus
Molecular function (GO): glycosyltransferase activity
Source: RefSeq, a predicted model, not a curated record
UGCUAUUAGUAUGCAUGUUUAAGCUUUUUCUUUUUAAAAAUGUAUAAAAUAGGCACACAAUAUUACUAAAUUUUGCUAAAAUAUGAAAUGAAAGCAAGUGGUAAAAUUGAGCAAAGUUAAAGUGGAAAUGGUAGGGCUUUAGUGUUGGUAUUAUCAGACAAGUACACAUGGUGUUAGGGUCUCUUACAGCUACAAACUGAUACCUUUCUUCAUAGUAUUUUUGCCAUGUUGGAUCUGCUACUGGUGAAAGAUUAUGUCUUUAGGAAGACAAAGAACAAUUUCUCAUUCUUUCUUACUACUACAUUGUAGCUUCUUAAUUUGAGGGUUUUGUAAUUUUUCCUUAAAUGGGUAUGUCUCAGUGUUAUCUCUUGGCUUUGGGAUCUGGGUGUUGAAUUUUGAUCAGAUUUGUGUAAUAAAGUUUGGCUCUUUUUUGUUUUUUGGUGAGAAAUUAAGAAAAAUGGCACCAAGAUUGGAUUUUUCAGAGUGGUGGGCUAAAGACAGCAGCAAAAGGGGAACACCAGUAGUGGUAAAAAUGGAGAAUCCAAACUACUCAGUAGUGGAAAUCAACGGCCCAGAUGCUGCAUUUCAGCCUGUUGAGAAAAACAGAGGCAAAAAUGCUAAGCAAGUGACAUGGGUGUUGCUUCUCAAGGCUCAUAAAGCUGUUGGCUGUGUUGCUUACAUGGCAACUUUCUUUUGGGCAUUUCUUGGAGCUGUUAAGAAAAGAUUGAUCUUCAGACAAGGAGUUACAGUUGCUUCUGAGAAGUUAGGGAAAGGAAAACUGGUUCUUACAGUCAUUAGACUGUUUCUAGUAACUUCUUUGGCUAUUUUGGCUUUUGAAGUUGUUGCUUAUUUCAAAGGUUGGCAUUAUUUUGAGAAUGCUAAUCUUCAUAUUCCAAGAACUUUGGAUGUGCAGGGAUUAUUACACAUGUGUUAUGUUGGAUGGAUUACGUUUCGAGCCGAUUAUCUUGCUCCUCCUAUUCAACUUCUGUCUAAAUUCUGUGUUGUUUUGUUCCUUAUUCAAUCUUUAGAUCGGAUGAUACUGUCUUUAGGCUGCUUUUGGAUUAAGUUUAGGAAGAUUAAACCAAGGGUUGAGAAGGAUCCAUUCAAGUUAGUUGAUGCUGAGGCACCAGAUUCUCCGUUUCCUAUGGUUCUUGUUCAAAUUCCAAUGUGUAAUGAGAGGGAGGUGUAUGAGCAAUCUAUCUCUGCGGUAUGCCAAAUUGAUUGGCCAAAAGAUCGAUUACUUGUUCAAGUUCUUGAUGAUUCUGAUGAUGAGAGCAUCCAGUGCUUGAUCAAGGCAGAGGUUGCUAUGUGGAGCCAAAAGGGCGUCAACAUAAUUUACCGGCAUCGUGUGGUUAGAACUGGUUACAAAGCUGGAAAUCUCAAGUCUGCAAUGAAUUGUGAUUAUGUAAAGGAUUAUGAGUUUGUUGCUAUAUUCGACGCAGAUUUCCAACCUAAUCCAGAUUUUCUUAAGUUAACUGUGCCUCAUUUCAAGGAUAAUCCUGAAAUAGGACUCGUUCAAGCGAGAUGGUCCUUUGUGAAUAAGGAUGAAAAUUUGUUGACUCGUCUCCAAAACAUUAAUUUAUGUUUCCAUUUUGAGGUUGAACAGCAAGUUAAUGGCAUAUUUCUAAAUUUCUUUGGUUUUAAUGGAACUGCUGGUGUUUGGAGGAUUAAGGCCCUCGAGGAGUCAGGAGGUUGGCUCGAACGGACAACUGUAGAGGACAUGGACAUAGCUGUUCGUGCUCAUCUCAGUGGUUGGAAAUUCAUUUUCCUCAAUGAUGUAAAGGUUUUCUGCGAAGUCCCCGAGUCCUAUGAAGCUUACAGGAAGCAGCAACAUCGCUGGCAUUCCGGUCCUAUGCAUCUAUUCCGCUUGUGUCUUCCAGCUAUUAUAACUGCUAAGAUAGCAGUAUGGAAAAAAGCAAACAUGAUUCUACUGUUUUUCCUCUUGAGAAAACUCAUUCUUCCAUUCUAUUCCUUCACAUUAUUCUGCAUAAUUCUUCCUCUAACCAUGUUCGUCCCAGAGGCUGAACUACCUAUGUGGGUUAUUUGCUAUGUGCCUGUGUUUAUGUCAUUUCUCAACAUUCUUCCGGAUCCGAAAUCCUUCCCUUUCAUUGUUCCGUACCUUCUCUUCGAGAACACAAUGUCGGUUACCAAAUUCAACGCGAUGGUAUCUGGAUUAUUCAAGUUGGGUAGCUCUUAUGAGUGGGUAGUCACCAAGAAAGCUGGUAGGUCCUCAGAGUCCGACUUACUUGCUGCUGCUGAGAGGGAUUCAAAGGCAUCGAACCUACAACAGAUACAUCGAGGAGUUUCCGAGAGUGAUCUUGGAGAAUUGAACCGAUUAAAGGAACAGAAAGAAGCAGCUUCCAAACCUGUUAAGAAAGUAAACAAAAUUUACAGAAAAGAGCUAGCUUUGGCAUUCCUCCUGCUCACAGCUGCAGUCAGGAGCCUGUUAUCUGCCCAAGGAGUCCAUUUCUACUUCCUACUGUUCCAAGGUGUGACCUUUCUCGUCGUGGGUCUUGAUCUAAUCGGUGAGCAAAUGAGCUAGUUGAUACAAAUAGGAGCAAGCAGUACGAAAAGUUGAACCCACGACAAGCUCAUACUUGGCUUAUAUGAAGAUUUAACCAUUUCACAUCACGGUGACUUACAACUUGGGGAAUUUUAAUCCUUUUCUUUCCCGUAGAAAACAGCGGUGAAGAGGUAUUGUUCGAGUUCAAUAAAACGAGUUUCCAUUUACUAGUUUUGAUUUGGGGAAUCUAAUAGUUUUCAUCAAUCACCCCCAACAAUAUAGUUACACAUUAUUGUUAUUUAUAGGAAGGAUUUCAGAUUUCAUUGUUUUUUCACAGUUGGUACAUUGUAAAGUCAAAAAAGACAAAAAAAAAGGUUUGAGUGAGGUGCAAAGAUGAACUUUGCUUCAAGAUUUUCAGAUUCUAAGUGUGUUAAUUUAAGACACUCUUAUGUACAUUCAUCUAUUCUUUUUAUCCAAUGUAACAACAAUUAUCUCCCUCUGCAGAUAUUUAUUCUUUUUGUUUCUUCUGUUA